CCUCCGCACUUCCAGGACAUGGAGGAUAGUGCCACUAAGAUGCCAAUACUCCUGCCUAGGAAAGGGGAUCGCACAUAGGUGCAGGGACAUGUGCCUUUUACCCAGAGCUACCCUGGGGGUGAAAGGGAUGCUCAGGCUGGGGAUGGGUGGGGGUUGUCUCUCGCUGCGAGGUUGGGGGCUAGGGUGACACCGUGCCAUGGCUGGGUGACGUCGCGUGACGUCCUGUGGUGGGUGACGUCAUACUGACAGAGAGGUGGGCGAUGUCGCGCUGUGGGGAGGGGUUGGGGCGGCGGGAUGAAUCACGCUAAAGUGACGAUGACGGACGGCGUGACGUCACGCCGAGACAGGACUGGGAGGGAGGGGUCACUCUCACCUACCCGCGACGGCGGCUCCUCGCGACUUGUUGCUAGGCGAUCGGACGCCGGGGCUGCCGAGGCGCCGCUGCAGUGCGACAAGGCGGGAGGGAAGGGGGGCGGAGACUCGACGGCAUGACGCCGUCUCUCUAGGGGAGGCUGCACCGCGCCACCCAAUUCGCUGCUCUCUGUCAGAGAAGGCGGGGCCGCUUGCGGUGCUGCAGGCUGAUUGGUUAACGUGCCAAAAGAUGAGUCGAGGGUACUCGGAAAACAACAACUUUCCAUAUGACAAUAAUCAAAUGGUUUUGGACAUGAUCCUGUACUCUUUAAUCAGUGUUCCACAGCCUAUCAACUGGGACAGCGUGGCAAGGCUGGUUCCAGGAUUUACAUCCAAAGAGUGUGCAAAAAGGUUUGAUGAACUGAAAAGCAGUGGAAGUUCACCUGUUGACAAUCAGUACAAUCCAUUAAUGGCUAGUGGCGGGAGUCCUGUUGAAAGCCUUGCUACGUAUAUCAAAUCCUCUCUGCUGGAUACCCAGGGGGAGUUUCAAGAGCCUUCCGUUGGGCAGAAUACAAUUUCCAUAAGUGGAAGGUCCAGUGUCACUUCCACAAGAAACUGUUCUUCUGAAGAUGAGAAACACCCUGCACGUAAAGGUGGAGAAAAUGCUGAUGAAAGUCAAGGGCCAAAUAUGGUGAUCCAUGUAUGUGAUGAAGCAAAAAAUUUGAAGGAAGAUUUUAUUUGCCCUCGAGACCUUUUGAUUUCUGAAAUGAAGUACUUUGCUGAAUAUCUGUCUGUAGAUGCCCAGCGCUGGGAAGAGGUGGACAUUUCGGUUCACUGUGAUGUUCACAUCUUUGACUGGUUGAUGAGAUAUGUUAAAAGGAACACUAAGGAAUAUGAGGUGCAUAAAAUACCCACUUUAGAACCGGGAAAUGUCAUUUCUAUUCUUAUUUCUUCUGACUUUUUGAAGAUGGAUUCAUUAGUAGAAAAAUGUGUUCAUUAUUGCCACAAAAAUAUGAGUGCUAUCAUAGCUACCCCAUGCAACAUGAACUGUGUCAGUGGUGACCUCCUUAAGCGUAUCGCUGAUCUUUUCACUCACAAUGAAGUGGAAGAUGUGAGGGACAAAAAAGAUAAAUUUAAGAGUAAACUUUUCUGCAAGAAGAUUGAGAGACUGUUUGAUCCAGAAUACCAGAAUCCAGAUUCUCGAGGAAGUGCAGCAACAUUGUACAGGUGCUGUUUAUGUAAGAAGCUUUUAACUAAAGAAACAGAAAGAAGAGUCCCUUGUGUUCCAGGAAAAAUCAACAUAGAUCAACAUGGAAAUAUUAUUUAUGUUCACAUAAGAGAUAAAACUUGGGAAGUCCAUGAAUACUUGACCAGUCUUUAUGAAGAAUUAAAAUCUUGGCGAGAUGUGUACUGGCGUCUUUGGGGGACUGUCAAUUGGCUGAGUUGUUCAAGAUGUAAUCAAUCUUUCCUAUGUACUGAAUUUUCACACUGCCAGUACCACACACAACCAGUUCUUUACCCUGGUGUGGCAAGCGCACUGGGCACCACUGGCACAGGAAUAUAUCCCUGCUGUAGUCAAAAAGUUCUUCGAUUUGAUCCUACUCCACUUCCAAAGGGCUGUAAAGUGCGGGAUCAUGUGAUCGGUUUACCAGCUGGAGGUGAAGGUGGGGAUACUCUGCCAUAUCAAACUACUAAAAUAUUGAAUGAUCUGCUUCAGCAUAGAGAUGUUGUUGUUGUACCUUUUUCUAACGAUCAGAAUAGUGAUUCUGGGAUUGGGCUGUGUGAUGAGAAGGGGAUUGAGUGUGAUGUGCUGGUAGAACCGAAUAUGCUAUGGGGCCCAAAAACUGGAGAAAUCAAUGCUUUUCUUUCUCUGAAAAACUGGACUCUGCAACUGAAACAGCAGUCAUUACUCUCAGAAGAGGAGGAGUAUACUACUGGCUCAGAGGUCACUGAGGAUGAAGUGGGGGAUGAUGAGGAAGCAUACAAGAAACCAGGAAGAAAAGAUAAGCCAAAAAAAUUAAUCAAACAUCCAAAGAAGCAAGUUUCUUCACCUAGUGUUCAAAAAAAGGAGAAACCAAUGGAGAAGUCAAAUUCUCGAGAUGCAUCUCCAUUCAUUGUGAGUAUGCAGCAGAAUAAGUGGGAUGCUUCUAGAUCACUGAGAUUCAACCAAGAUGCUCAAAGAGAAGAUGAUCAGCGAAGGAUGUGUGAGAUUACAGGGCACCUAAUAAAAAUGAGAUUGGGAGACUUGGACCGGGCCAAGUCAAAGGAAGCCAAAGAACAUGCAGGUGGCAUUUACUCUAGACUUGAAGCUCAGAUAAAGGCUUCAGCGCAAGUCAGUGCUCGCCAAAAUAGCACAGAGAAAAACACAAAGUCUAAAUCUCGCUUCGGUCAAGGCCGUCCAACCUAAGGAACCUCAGGGAGAAACCAUAGCCAGAAUUCAUUGCUGCUUCCUGGAACUGUACUGUAUGCCAAUAUGGAGAAUGCAUUCUCCAAAAGCUUUUAAGUGACUUAUUUAUUAUUUAUUACUGUAAGCCAUGUAAAUUAUCCUGUUAUGAUGAAUGAAUGCAAAAUGCAGAAAGGUGAAAUACUCAUUUUAAUUGUAAAUACAGUUUCUUAUAUUGCUUUUUAGGCUAUUGUGUUAAGCUACAUAGAAAACAUUUUAUAAACCUGCAAAGUUAAAACAUUUGAAAAUCCUUGCUUAUUGAAGAGUAGUGCUUACAAGCUGCUCUAUAUCAUCACUUUAACUGCUAGACAUUUUAAAAUGAAGAAACUACUGAAUUAUAAGUGCAAUCAACAAUGUUUAAAAUGCAUCAUCUAAUACUGUGAUUUGAAUUAUACAUUUUGGUUUCAGUCUGAGGAUGAUCUAAUCUUGCUUAUACUGGUUUGACUCAUGUAACUUCAUGGAAUUACUCCUGAUUACUCCGUGGAAUUACUUCUGAUUGACAAGGAUUUAAGUGAAAUCAGAAUCGGGCUUCUCUCCCCAUGCCCACACAACUUCCACUUAUGGUAAGGUGAGCAUCAAGGGGGAGUAGACCUCCAAAGAUCACAUGAAAUGAACCUACUGAAGGUAUAACUUUGCAUAUUGCAUGCGGCGUUCAUUUUUCUCAACUUUACUGCAUGGAAACAAUAUGUUUGUUCCUAUUUUGAUCCUCACUCCUCUUCUGCAUCAUACAGUUCUUUGUUUUCUUUUGUCUGAAUUUACGGGCAUAGUAAAGCAGUUUCUUCCUUUUAGUAAUACCAGUGUCACUGUAACUUUGCUAGCGGAGGUGAUGCAUGUUCUGUACCUUUUGAAAUGAAAGGAAAUCACUUUGAGGCAUCUUGCCUAUGUGGAUUUGGGCUGGGAUGUUCCUAGACCUUCCUGAAUAAUCCUAUUUGGCAAUAUAAUGUUCUGACAUGGAAUCUGGAAUUACCAUGUUUGCUUUAGUGUGCAGUCCAGUAGUACCACAAUGGAACAACUUGCCUAGGAAAAAAUGUGUUUAUUCAAAGAAAAUUGCAAUAAACCAGUAUUUUGAAAAUAUCAUUCUGAUUUUUCUAACCAGGCGAAAAGAGCACUCAGGGAAAACUUGUGCCAGACCAUAAUCAUUCAAUAAAAUGUGUGUUUGGAAAUAAGUUCAAAAUCUCUGGGGGAAAAAAUUCUUCCUUAAAAUGUAUGGUCUCUAUUUGCAGGCCUUUUUUUUUCCUUUUUUCUAGAAGUUUUCUAAUAAUUGGAAAUUAGGCAUAAUGAUUGAGAGAGGAUGUAAGGUCAUUAAAAACUGUAUUAGCUCUGUUUACAUGUGUUCCUCCAAGUUAAUAUCUAUCCAAAACUCACUGAAACCAAUGGAAGAACUUCUAUUGACUCUGGUGACCUUUGGCUUGUGGCAUGAUUGGUAGGUUCGCAACAGUGCUUUAUCUUAUAUUUUAUUAAAGACAUGGCUUUAGCAAAACCCAUGGUUUGUUUGCAAAAAAAAAUUUUGCAUUUUAGAAGUUAAAUGUUUUAUACUAAAUAUUAUUUGAAAAAUUAAUUUUCUUAGAAAAUGGUUUACAAUUCACUGUGUAAAAAUGUGUUCUAGUUUACUAGCUUCUCUGGAAGUCUCUCUAAAGCUGUACAUGUAAACUUUGCUAAAAAAGUUGCAAAUUGAACAAGGAGAGGGCAUGUGUGUGUGUCUAAAAGAUUUCUUAGAACUUUCAAAAUAUCAUUUUAUGUGCCAUUAUUCUUCAUAAUAUUGUAUUCAACGUGUGCUUUCUCUUUUUUAUAAACAUGUGUCUGUAAUGUAGGUAGUGGAAGUGUAAUUCAAAUUGUUUUAAGUAUUAAUAGUAUUUUCUUUGACAAAUUCCAUUAAUUUUUAUCCUGAAUUAAUUUUGAAGUCCUAUCUCAGUUUUACUGAAAUAAAUGUUACUGAUUUAAAAGCAGUUUGUUUUUAGUAGACUUGCAAGAGCCAAAUAAAUUAUCUAGUGGGAAAUGUUAUUUGUUUCAGAUCAUAAUGAUUCUUUUAUGUCCUGUCCCUUCCUCAGAUACUUAAACAUUGUCUCCCCCUUGUUUUUUAAAGUAGCUGCAUAACACUUCUUGAAGCAUUGUGGUACAGACUUCCUACCCAAGUCCUGAGAGCAGAAUUAAAUUUACUACACAGACAAUACAAAGUAUCCUGCUGUUGAAGAAUUAUGCAGGUCUAUAGGCCAAGAUCAAAAGUCCUAAUGGAAAGAUCCAUUGACUUCAACAGGCUUUCCUGUAGGCAUCAUGUGUGCCUUUUAUGGGAAAGACUAAAAAGUGCAAAAGUCAAACUAAGCCACAGCCAAAAACAUUAUUAACUUCAUCCUCUAGUUACAGGGUACUGAUCACGUUUGCAAAUGGGCAAACAUAACUUAACAAUAUGAGCAUAGAAUAGUCAAUGCUGAGGUGCUUGUACGUAGGUGAGAAGUGCUCCUCCUUCUGUACCAGAGUCCCAGCACCAAUCACCAUGCCUUGAAAAAUGCAUAAAAAACAACUUGCCAAAAGGGGACAAUUCCCAAGAUGGCCAGUCCUGGGGAGCAGAGUAGAGUGCGAUGUAAGUCAAAGCAAUACUCUACAUCUCUGCCACAGAAUUCAACACCAAAAUGUGAGAAUAGACUGAUGUAGAAAGAGAAGAAUUUCCACAGCCAGUGGAAAUUCCUGGACAUGUAACCUCACCUGGGCUAUGUUUAGACUACGGAGUUUUCCCGAGAUACCAGAGUAUCAGAGGGGUAGCCGUGUUAGUCUGAAUCUGCAAAAGC
Pelodiscus sinensis (Chinese soft-shelled turtle) is the source of this 5577-nucleotide messenger RNA. The record is from RefSeq and is a predicted model, not a curated record. NCBI's taxonomy places the organism in Eukaryota, Metazoa, Chordata, Testudines, Trionychidae.